GGAAGUCAGUUGUAGGUGCAGCCAAAAAGUUUUUAGAGCAGGCGUGGAGAAAACGAUAGUGGAAAUGCAUGUGUUCCCGACUUGUUGCUCUUCGUUCUUUCCUUCUGCAGGCUGCUGAAGGACUGAGACUAGAAAACUGCAGGGAACAGGACCUACGAAUAUGUACAAAGCGUAAAUGGUUAAAAGAAGAUGGACCAUCGGCACCUUUUUUUUCUUCUUCAUUACGGUUUUGUUAUCUUCAUCCAGUGCCCUUCUUACUUAGAAAAUAAAUAAAAAGAUGACUUAUAAAAAAGCUUACAAGUGAAAAUACAGCUACUAGGUAGAAUUAUAAGCAUUAGUAGUGUGUUUACGACUUACCCAACCUGGAUUUAUUGGUGCUUAUAUUCAUGUGUUGUGGUGACGGUCUGUACAUGUGUGUACCGUGUGUGUGUGGCGCUCAGCUGUCCCGGGAGGUUGUGUAGACUGUGCAUAGGCUGUAAUGUGUAAAUUGCAGUUCACAGAGACGAAGGGUUGUGUGAUAAGAAGACGAAUCCAGUAAUAUAUGUCCUAAUCCAAGUGGGGAGGUGUGAGUGCGUAAGUGUGUGCAGUGUUGCCUCACACGUGAUACAACUCUGCUGCUGCCUCACCACUCAUAGGGAGCUUGAGUGAUACCCUGCAGACGCCGUGCUUUGCUGGUCAUACCGAGGCAAUAUGGGACAAAAUCGUAAGAAAGGUCCAUCACUGUCCAAAGAGGAGCUGCGCAUGCUUACUGUUGGGGAGAUUGUCCAAGAGCUAAUCAAAGCACAGCAGGAAAAACGAGAUGUGAAUCUUAACAAGUUGAAGACACGGAUAUCAUCUAAAUAUGGCCUGCAAUCCUCACCAAGGCUAGUGGACAUCAUUGCUGCUGUACCUCAGGAACACAAGAAAGUUCUUCUUCCAAAAUUACGUGCAAAGCCUGUUAGAACUGCUUCCGGAAUUGCAGUGGUGGCUGUGAUGUGCAAACCUCACCGUUGUCCUCACAUCAAUAUGACUGGUAAUAUAUGUGUGUACUGCCCCGGGGGACCUGAUUCUGACUUUGAAUAUUCCACUCAAAGCUACACUGGUUAUGAGCCCACAUCCAUGCGGGCUAUUAGAGCUCGGUACAACCCAUACUUGCAGACAAGGCACAGGCUAGAGCAGUUACAGCAACUUGGACACAAUGUUGACAAAGUGGAGUUCAUCAUCAUGGGUGGAACCUUCAUGGCUUUACCUGAGGACUAUCGGGAUAACUUCAUUUUGAACCUUCAUGAUGCUCUCUCUGGCCACUCAUCCUCCACUGUUGCUGAAGCUGUCAAAUUUUCAGAACAGAGUUCAACAAAGUGCAUAGGUAUCACCAUUGAGACUCGUCCUGACUACUGCCUCAAGCGCCAUCUGUCUGACAUGCUGCGUUAUGGCUGCACACGCCUGGAAAUUGGAGUGCAGUCAGUGUAUGAGGAUGUGGCCAGAGACACAAACAGAGGACACACAGUGAGGGCUGUCAGUGAAAGCUUCCAUUAUUCUAAGGAUGCCGGCUUCAAGGUGGUUACCCACAUGAUGCCGGAUCUCCCAAAUGUGGACUAUGAGCGAGAUGUGGAGCAGUUCAUUGAAUUCUUUGAGAACCCAGCAUUCCGACCUGAUGGAUUGAAAAUCUAUCCCACCUUGGUUAUUCGUGGGACAGGUCUUUAUGAGUUAUGGAAGACGGGUCGUUAUAAGAGCUAUCCUCCAAAUACCCUGGUUGACCUGGUGGCCACCAUCCUCUCAUUGGUACCUCCAUGGGUGAGAGUAUACAGAGUUCAGAGGGACAUACCCAUGCCACUUGUCAGCUCAGGUGUGGAGCACGGUAACUUACGAGAGCUGGCUUUGGCGCGCAUGAAGGACCUGGGAACAGAGUGUCGAGAUGUGCGCACAAGAGAAGUUGGCAUCCAAGAAAUCCAUCACAAAGUCCGUCCUUAUGAAGUGGAGCUUAUCCGGCGUGAUUAUGUGGCUAAUGGAGGCUGGGAAACUUUCCUUUCUUAUGAAGAUCCACAGCAAGACAUCCUGGUCGGGUUGUUACGUCUUAGAAAGUGUUCUGAACAUACCUUCAGACCAGAGUUGGUGGAUGGUGUGUCAGUGGUGAGGGAGCUACACGUUUAUGGAUCUGUAGUGCCAGUUAGUGCUCGAGAUCCCACAAAGUUCCAGCAUCAAGGCUUUGGCACACUGCUCAUGGAGGAAGCUGAAAGGAUAUCCAGAGAAGAACAUGGUUCACACAAGAUUGCGGUCAUCUCAGGUGUUGGUACCCGUAACUAUUACAGAAAACUGGGCUACCGGCUGGAUGGUCCCUACAUGUCCAAGGCUCUGUAGCGGUCUCUCUCUGGUAUGUUUUUUUUACAUUAACUAAAGACUUUAAGGCACUACAUUAUAAAUACCCUGGGAAACAUACCACAUUUGUUUAUACACAUAAUUUGUUAUUAUUACCAAACAGAUUUGGAUAUAUUUGUAAAUUUACUCAAAUAAUUGUUAUUGGCAAUUAGAGUAUUUUCUUAUUUUUACUUGAAUUCUUGGAAAAAAUGUUCAUAUUCUUAAAGUAAUCUGAUAAUUGUAGAAUUGGACACACAUGAAAAGGUGUGUAACAGUGUGUGUGUGUGUGUGUAGUACAGGCUCUCAAAGUGUUGUAUCAGGAGUCAUUUCCUGUUAAUAUUGUAGACAACGACAAGAUAGUCUGAUUUCACACAGACACAUGGUUGGAUCUUCUCUAAUCUCUUAUACAUAUACAAGUGUUGAAGUUUCAGUGAGUUUACCAUAUAAACAACAUACAAGACAAUGUAA
Molecule: messenger RNA, 2802 nt
Organism: Portunus trituberculatus (swimming crab)
Lineage: Eukaryota; Metazoa; Arthropoda; Malacostraca; Decapoda; Portunidae
Gene: Elp3
Product: elongator complex protein 3
Exons: 11
Coding region: 691-2337 (548 amino acids)
Biological process (GO): tRNA wobble base 5-methoxycarbonylmethyl-2-thiouridinylation
Cellular component (GO): nucleus; elongator holoenzyme complex; cytoplasm
Molecular function (GO): iron-sulfur cluster binding; acyltransferase activity, transferring groups other than amino-acyl groups
Source: RefSeq, a predicted model, not a curated record